GGAACAUGAGAUGGAGGAUCUUGGUGACGAAAUUGCGGUCGAGUUUGAGUCGGCACAGCAGCCGUUCCUCUCGCUACGUAUUCGGCGACCAAAGUCGUCGUCGUCGUCGGUGGCAACCAACAGCAGGUCGUCGUCUCGCAAGACCAGCAAGGCAUCCUCCAUGAAGACCGGCACGUCGGCGUCCCGCAAGGCCCUUCCUCGUUUCAUCCUCGGCGUCUUUCUCGCCUUCCUCAACAUCGCCGCCGCCAUCGGCUACGUCAUGUUUGUCAUCGUCGUCGUCGUCGUCGUUUGUUGCAUCUGCUGCGUCGUCGCGAUCUGA
This is a messenger RNA of Thecamonas trahens ATCC 50062, 319 nucleotides long. RefSeq lists its product as uncharacterized. The transcript has 2 exons. Lineage: Eukaryota; Apusomonadida; Apusomonadidae. The record is from RefSeq and is a predicted model, not a curated record. Bases 11 to 319 code for a protein of 102 amino acids.